Messenger RNA from Desarmillaria tabescens, 483 nucleotides. RefSeq lists its product as uncharacterized. The transcript has 3 exons. Bases 1 to 483 code for a protein of 160 amino acids. Gene Ontology annotation, molecular function: heme binding; iron ion binding; oxidoreductase activity, acting on paired donors, with incorporation or reduction of molecular oxygen. The record is from RefSeq and is a predicted model, not a curated record. NCBI's taxonomy places the organism in Eukaryota, Fungi, Basidiomycota, Agaricomycetes, Agaricales, Physalacriaceae.
AUGUUCUCCGAUACAUGGCUAGCAUGUGUGUCUUACCAGAGACGUCGUUUGGAAGUCAUUCAUGAUCUGCACGAGAAAUACGGUUCUUUUGUCCGCCUAGCGCCUAAUCAUAUUUCUAUAGCUUUGCCGGACGCCCAGCCACUGAUAUACCGACACGGAAAUGGAUCCCUGAAGUCAUCGUUUUACGACGUGUUCGUUACUACAUCUCGUAGUCUGUUUACAGUCCGCGAACGCCAGAGUCAUACUUGCAAAUGGAAGAUCAUCUCACACAGCUUCUCGCAGAAGAGUGUGUUGGAGUUCCAGCCAUAUGUACGCCGUUAUGUCGGUCAACUGCUGGGACGGUGGGAGAAGUUGUAUGAUCAGGCUUUGAAAGGCGUGUCGGGUGAGAUUGAGGCUGAGGCUGGAAGGGUCGUGAUGGAAGGCUUUGGCUCGACUGCUUUCCAUGGGCAAACUAUGUCACGUUCGAUAUCAUCAGUGAUCUAG